Messenger RNA from Scophthalmus maximus (turbot), 2285 nucleotides. RefSeq names its product TRAF3 interacting protein 2-like (gene traf3ip2l). The record is from RefSeq and is a predicted model, not a curated record. The coding region runs from base 491 to 1804 and encodes 437 amino acids. The transcript has 10 exons. NCBI's taxonomy places the organism in Eukaryota, Metazoa, Chordata, Actinopteri, Pleuronectiformes, Scophthalmidae. Gene Ontology annotation, biological process: positive regulation of canonical NF-kappaB signal transduction; humoral immune response.
GGUGCAGCUCCGAGGCGGAUUACAGAACAAACUCACCUUCUGUGUCAGGGAGUCAUUUCUAGUUGUUUUGGCCCGGGGGGACCAAACUCUUCAUGAAUCAUCUUUUCUCUUAAUUUUGUAAUAUAAAGUCGUCGAAUCUAUUUUGCGCGGAGAGGUGAAUUUGUUUUCUCCCUGACGCGGAGUUGAACCCGGAGGAGAGAGUCGAUCCACUCGACUGACUCCGACUCGUCACCUGCGCUCGGCGCGUCGCUCGGUGCGUGUUGUCGAAGUAGACUACGAGAAGAAGAAGAAGAAGAAGAAGAAGACGAAGAAGAAGACGAAGACGACGAAGAAGAAGACGAAGAAGAAGACGAAGACGACGAAGAAGAAGAAGACGAAGAAGAAGACGAAGGAGCUAUUUACAUCCGACAGCUUCUUCCACGUCUUUAAACAUUGAUUCUGAGAUGCAGCUUAAAUCAGACACACGUGGACGUCAGGAGGAGGAGGAUCAAUGAUGCUGCCCGCUUCAAUUUCCUCAGCUUCAGCACCAAAUAGUCACGUCAGUCAGCUGAGCAGAUACACGAGCAGCCACCUCAACACGCCCGAGGAGGACGAUGAGACCAUGAGCCUCACGGAGCGAGAAGCCCGGGACCCCUCCCCAAAACGCGACGGACGCCGACCAGAGAACUCCACCUCCGCCGACGGCUCCCUGUUCAGCGCGAUGGGGCCGGACACAGAGCGGGGACGCCCACGCGGCGGCGCUCUCCCCCAGCCCGGCCCGAGCUACUGCUCCUACCGGCCGCACAGCUACGCGGCUGCGUACGGUCAGCCCACUCCGUUUCCCAGCCAGGCCGAGGGGCCGUGGCUCCACCCGAGCUUUGCCAGCGGCUGGUCGGGGUAUCCCAACAGCCUGCCGUCGUACUUGAGCCAGAAGGAUUACUCCUGCUGCUCCGCGGAGAGCUGCCACUCGGGGAACAAGUGCCUGGCCCUCCCCCGCGGACACAGCACCCCGAUGAGCAGCCUGGAGCAGCCGCUCUCCUUGCACUCCAACCCGCCGUCGACCGACCUGCGUCACCACACCCUGUCUCCGUACGCGUGCUCGCCGCCGGGAGCCGCCUGCUGCGCCCAGUGCCAGGCGGACACCUUCAACAGGGGUCUUAUGGCCAACAGCCCCCCUGGGCCUCCGUACCACCCAGCGUAUAGCCCGUACUCUCCAGGUGACUACAGACUUCCUGGAGCUGGAUACACACAGAUUGGCCACAACGCUCCGGCCAAAGAGAAGCACCCUGCGUACAGCACCCUGCUGUCUCUGGAGCAGAGGAGGGUCUUCGUCACGUACGAAGCCGACAACGACAAACACGUCAAUGAGAUCAUCAACUUUGUUGCCCUGCUGCGGCACAACGGCUUUGAUACGCAUAUCGACAUUUUCGAGCAGCAGUUCCGCAGUAUAAGCAAGAUCGACUUCAUGGAGCGGUACCUCAGCGAGAAGGAGUACCUGAUCAUCAUCAUCAUCAGCCCCAAGUACUACGAGACGGUGACGGCCUCGCCCGUCGGCCUGGAGACCGACGAGAGGACCUUCAACACCGUCUACAUACACAAGCAGCUGCAAAAUGAGUUCAUCCAGAACGGAAGCAAGAAUUUCAGGUUCAUCCCCAUUUUGUUCCCUGGGGCUAGAAAGUGUCACGUCCCCAACUGGCUUCAGAACACCAACGUGUACGGGUGGCCGCGCGACCGGGACGACAUCCUGCGGCGGCUCAUGAGGGUGGAGAAGUACAAUCCUCCUCCGAUCGGGGAGCUGCCAACCAUUGUUUCCAUCCCCAUAUAGAGACCUUUCACCUGGACUGAAAUCCCAGACUUUCUCCCUUGACCACUCCUGGUCAUUUAUUUUUUUUAUUUUUGGAUCCAUCAAAUAUGUUGUGUGUGUGUGUGUGUGUGUGUGUGUGUGUCUGACUGUGUAGAGGUUGUAAAUUGUUGUAAUGUGCAGGGUGCUGUGUGAACGUUCCUCCGGGGAUACGCUGCGUUAAGUGUCACUGGUUCCUUGAAGGUUCCACAGAAGACACAGAAAGCUUUUUUGGUCUCCGUGGUUACAGUAGUCAGUGGACUGUACACACUGGCUUAUCAUGGACUGUACACACUGGCUUAUCAUGCUGCAGGUUUUAACCUUUAAGCCCUCUGUGUUCCACUGGCUGUAAAACCUCCAGUCAUGUUUACUGGUGCUACUCCACGUUCAUUCUUUUCACAGCCUGACAAGGACAGUGUUUGUUUCUUUAAUGCGCAUAUAUUCUACUAUAAAAUCUAGAAAUCUC